AUUUCUGCUCAGGCUUGUGCAGGGGCAGCUAGGCAGGACCCACAGUGCAUGGAUUCAUUCCAGUUGCUCUCACUGGCUGCCACAGCAGAUUUGCCUCGGUGCAGCAGGGAAUUGGAGCUGAACCUCCCCCUUGUGCAUGAAAACACUCUGCAAACAUGGCUGGUAAGAUCCAGGGUCUGACUGAAGAGGAGAGGGCCCACCUACUCCCUCUGCUACGCAGCGCUCAGUGGGUGGAGGUUGUAGGACGGGACGCCAUUUACAAAGAGUUUAUUUUCAAAGACUUCAAUCAGGCUUUUGGAUUUAUGUCUAGAGUGGCUUUACAAGCAGAGAAGAUGGAUCAUCAUCCUGAGUGGUUCAAUGUCUAUAAUAAGGUCCAGAUCACUCUCAGCACACAUGACUGUGGGGGUCUGUCUCAGCGUGACAUCACUUUGGCCACCUUCAUCGACCAGGCAUCUCUGAUGUGACAUCUGACACUUCAGCAGUGAAAACUGAAGUGCUGGAAGUCGCAGCUCUUCACAUAGUCAUUCAAUGGAAAAUCUCUAAGGAUGUGACCUGCAAAAUCCAAAGAAUUAGAAUCAGUUAUUUUCAGGUCAUUGUGAAUAAUUCAAGUAUAUACUGCAACGAUCAAAGGGUGCUUUUAAAAAUGUUGUGUUGUUAAAAAUGCUAUUAGCUAAAGAAAAUGUUAAAAUUGUGUUUACAAAAUCAGAUCUUCAGAGCUGAAGGAAUUUCUCAGCAGCCAUUCCAGUUGUAACAGUCACAGUCAAACAUUUGUUUUUCUGAACCAACCAGUGUCUUAUGUGCCAAAUGUUUUUGUACUGUGUGAGUAAAAUGUUAUUCUCUGUCAAA
This is a messenger RNA of Amphiprion ocellaris (clown anemonefish), 846 nucleotides long. It is a transcript of the gene pcbd1, whose product is annotated as pterin-4 alpha-carbinolamine dehydratase/dimerization cofactor of hepatocyte nuclear factor 1 alpha. Bases 156 to 464 code for a protein of 102 amino acids. NCBI's taxonomy places the organism in Eukaryota, Metazoa, Chordata, Actinopteri, Pomacentridae. Gene Ontology annotation, biological process: tetrahydrobiopterin biosynthetic process. Gene Ontology annotation, molecular function: 4-alpha-hydroxytetrahydrobiopterin dehydratase activity. The transcript has 4 exons. The record is from RefSeq and is a predicted model, not a curated record.